GAGAGUGUUGGGCAGGUCACUCUCUUGCCCAUCUUUCUGCACUAACGAAGGCGGGUGCAAAAUGUGUUGCUGAUGGUUUUAAACCUUGUGGCAAUUCCGAUAGAUACUGUGCAGGCGAACAUCACUCGAAUUUCGUGUAUCAAAUAGUCAACACAACAUGUGAUAUCGAGUUCGUCAUAGAAGGCUGCUUUAAGGAUUCCCACAAUUCCCACGCGAGACCCCUCGCAAACUACUUGCUGAAUGAUCGCGACCCUACAGUCCCUAGUUACAGUGGACAAAACAUUGACUGGGUAAACUGGGAUGUGUAUGUACCUCAACUUGCUUGCAGAUGUGCCAAAAAAGCCAAAGAAGAGGGAUCAACUUACUUUGGACUUCAAUUUUACGGGGUUUGUUACAGCGACAAAUUAUCACAAAACUACGCCCAGCUUGGUGGUUCUAGCUCUUGUUAUGAAGGAAAAUCAAGCAGUCCAUGUAGUAAUGGAUCUAUGGCUUGUGCUGGUUCUAACCAGUCGGCCAACUAUAUCUACAAGAUUCCUAUACCUGCACAAGCAUAAUAAGAAUCUGCUCUUAGAGGUUACUAUACUCCACCUCGGACUGGCUAGCGAUUACUAAAGGAAAUGGAAAACUUCUUGGUCAAUAUAAAGCAUUACUAAUAACUAGCAUAUUUUAGCUUAUAUUAUUAAAGAUUAGAGUAAAGUCAAAACUCA
Actinia tenebrosa (Australian red waratah sea anemone) is the source of this 707-nucleotide messenger RNA. RefSeq lists its product as uncharacterized. The record is from RefSeq and is a predicted model, not a curated record. NCBI's taxonomy places the organism in Eukaryota, Metazoa, Cnidaria, Anthozoa, Actiniaria, Actiniidae.